UGUGCCAGCAGCAGCACCACCAGAAGCGCUAGCAUCACCACCACUAGUGGGAGACUCACGCGCGAUCAGGCUGGUGGACGGCAUCUGGGGAAUAGCUUCACCUUCUGGAGUGAUAAGACGCUGCUCACAGCCGCGGUGACGCCCUUCGGAGCUUCCACCAGCACGAGUGGUGUGCUCCUUUCCGUGGCCGGUGUCGUGUGACUAACGUAAACUCGUGUUAGGUAUCGUCACGCUAUCCCAUCAGGGCGAUUGAACUCCUUUCCGAGAGUGAUGGUCUCCGCCUUGCCUGCUACGGCCACUCCAGCAUCCCAGAAGUGUAUUUAGACUUUGCCGAAACCCUCACCUUCACUGUCGUGUUCUCUGACGCUAGAAGUUGUGAUCUGCUAAUCAUUCCUGCCUUAUUACUGCCCACCGUCAGUGUUCACCGGCUGCACCAACAGCCUGAGGCUCCCACAGUAUUGCAGCUCCCUGCGUGAAAACUCACAGUUGUGGUCUUGCCUGCGCGUCUAGCCUCCCUUACGUUCUCUUAAAAAGUGCCUCAAGCCAAAGUUGCCAUCCGUAUAGCAAAGUGUCAAAGUUGCCAUCCGUAUAGAAGUGUGUCAAAGGCAUAGCCAAAAGCUUAAAUUUGGUGGUACUGUUGGAAUCUGUUAGUGUUAUUGAAGGAAAAUGGACACGAUGGUACAGGUACGGGAAAAUAAGUUGGGUGGUACUCACAGAAGCUAAGUUCAAUGUUGCUAACAGAAGCUAAGAUCAGUGAUAUUAACAGAAGCUAUGUCCAAUGGUAAUAACGGAAGAUAAGUUCAGUGGUGAUAACAGGAAUAAAGUUCAGUGGUACUGAAGGUUGAAGAGCGAAUCUGUAUUAAUAAAUCCUAAGCUUAGUGAUGAAACAUACGUCCAAUACAAAUAACAAGAGAUAAUGUAUUAAACUGAAGAGAGAUACGCCAUAUUAACUCAAGUUCAGUGUUGCAGAAAGGAAACUUCAAAAUAUGUUGAUAGUGCAUAAAGAUUUAGUGUAAAAGUACCACAAGAAGCUGAAGUCUCUAAGUUAUCUCACGACCUGAUUACAUCAGCUGCAUGAAACUCUGAUACUCGGUGUACUGUAAUGUUUCUAAGGGCAGAUGUGGGCGUCCUAUAUGUGUGUACUGAGCACAUCUUCAGGCGGCGUCCCUGGCAGUAGCAUCAAGUGAUAGCUGCAGUGAUUACUUGUAAAUAUCACAUGUUCAAUUAGAUCCAAAUGGCCAUGAGGAUGUACUGAACCCACACAUAAAAUUCUGAUUUCAAUGAAUGGCCAAUGAGAGUGCGACACCUUGACGGUUCUCUUGAAAGACGAGGAAAAAUAUCAGAAUUCUAGUUCUGUGUUAGUGGAAUUUGUGACCUGUAUAACUAGGUCAGUGGAAUACAAUACCUGCUAUUGGCAUGCUUCCAUGUGUAUAUGUGAACGUUCAUAAAAGUAGCUGUGACUAGAGUCUGUUCUCAUAAGGUUCUUGCCUCGUUUCACGUGAAAACAGUGACCUGUGGGACGCGUGUGGGCAGAGCACCAGGUGGGCGUAGGGUCAGGUGGAGGGGGCGUGUCGCUGUUGCAGCGGGGGCCUGUGAUUGGAUGAGGGCGGGGCCUGGUAGUUGGAGCGACCAGUGGCUGGUGGCAGUGUAGCGAGAGGCUGGGAGUCGCGCACCCGUGGUACCGCAGUGAGAUCAAUGGCAACAGACUCACACGCGAACUAGGCCCAUCACACUCAGGCCUGCACGUCCCACGCCCCACAAUAACAACUUUCAGUGGGCAUCACGACGUCGACGGUGCCAGGCUGUGGUGGCAGUGGCUCUUCCCGGGACUCUAUUACCCUUAUUUCAACGACCCUUCAAGCCUUAACAGAGAAUCAUUAGGCCUUAUAAAUGUUUGUGACCUUGAGUGCUACAACCUCGAAUGUGAUCUGACGUGACCUAUAUUUGAGACAAGUGCUAAGAGUGUUGUGUUGUUGUGUGAGUUAGCAUGAUGUCUUAUUAGUGCUCGUGGCAUCACCUCUUCCCUCUAGCUGGUAUCUCCCCUCCCGGCUACAUUCCUCCAGUGUCAAUGUGAGUCUUCCCUCUCAGCAAAAAUAUACCUGGUCCACACAGGAAAAUAUAUGCAGUGUUUUCGGACCAAAAGAAGUGAAGAUAAUAUAUAAAAUAUGGUGCUUGAUCUCCAGUUGUAGUGCGUGAGAUGUGUAGAUUAUGCAAAGCAGUCAUGGCUUUCUGCUAACCCUUCUACGUUUGCAUUAGCAUCUUCAAAAUCAAAAAAACGUCAUAUUUAAGAGUUUUUAAUUACAAUUGGAAUUAAUUUCUAUUAAUCCCUAAUAAAUGGCUUUCUCUGAUCGACAACGAGAACGCCAGUUCACACGUUGUCACAGAUGACGUGCUUUUUCUGGGACAAAAAAAAUUCUUAAGUUAAUGUGGAAGCCAAGACUGAGCUUCGCGUAGGGCUGAGAUCCCCGGCACCAGGCGUGGAGCAGCACAGCCCACUGCUCGCCUGCAAAAUUCAGUGAAUGAAAAUUAAUUUGGUUAGUGCGGCCACGAUAUAACCGUCAAGAUGUUGGAUAUCUUCCGCGGCCUCAAGAACUUUAUCAAAGUUUCCCACGUACAUAUUGACUCAUCUGUGUUCCGUCUCCACUACUCCAUAACGGUGAUGAUUCUCUUGGCCUUCAGCCUCAUCGUAACGACACGUCAGUACGUCGGGAAUCCCAUAGACUGUAUCCACGCUAAGGAGAUCCCAGAGGAUGUAAUCAACACCUACUGUUGGAUCCACUCCACAUACACCAUCCCCUCGGCCUUUAAUAAGAGACUGGGAAUCGACGUAGCGCAUCCGGGGAUAGAGAAAUCCCAAGACGAGGAAGAGAAACGUUACGUCAAGUAUUACCAGUGGGUGUGUUUCUGCCUCUUCUUCCAGGCAAUCUGCUUCUAUGCGCCGAGGUGGAUGUGGAAAAAUUGGGAAGGUGGGAAAAUCCACGCCUUGAUGAUGGAUCUGGACGUGGGUAUCUGCUCCGAGGUGGAGAAGAAACAGAAGAAGAAACUGCUACUAGACUACCUCGCCGACAACCUCAAGCACCACAACUGGUGGGCUUAUAGAUACUUCUUCUGUGAGCUACUCGCCUUUCUCAACGUCGUAGGUAAGGAAUAUUGCUACUUCUGGUUUGGACCUAUUUUCUUCCCUUUCCCUGACUCCUUAGGCUACAGCCUCCCUUCGGGAUCCUCAAAAAGGGCACAAUACCGAUCAGGUGAGACGCAGCAGAUGACGGGAAUAUUCCCAGGCAGGGGUGGAUCUGCUGUGAAGAUAAUGCAGCUUAAGCUUCAGGACCCCUAA
Messenger RNA from Cherax quadricarinatus, 3334 nucleotides. NCBI's taxonomy places the organism in Eukaryota, Metazoa, Arthropoda, Malacostraca, Decapoda, Parastacidae. The record is from RefSeq and is a predicted model, not a curated record.